UUUACUCCAUGUUGUUCCAUUACCAAAACUACUGAAGAUUUUAAAUAAGAAGUUUUUUGUUUCAUAGCUAUGGAUACACUUCCAGUUGUUCUGUCCUUAUAUUUGUAUAUACCGUUGAUUAUAAACUUGUUGUGUCAUUUUACACACACAAAUAAAAGAACAAAUUAAAAAAAAAAUCUUAUGUCAUUUCUGUGACAGGGGGUUUAAUCAAUGGUUUGUGGUUUAUUUGUGGAAUCUAAAGAAAAGAGAAAAAUGUGAUAGAAGAUUACUAUCAAGGAGAACAUGUCACAAUCUCAAAGCAAAACCUAAUAUUUCUCUGAAAUUUGUAGAGAAGUAUGAAUUGUUCUAUGUACACACUUGAUUCAAUGAGUUUUCUGACUUGGACUCACAUAGAGUUGCAUGUUUCACAAAACAUAAUUUACUCCUGCAAAUGUGAUGUUUUUGAUAUAGAAAGCUUUUGGCAAGAAGUAUAUCUAUGAAAUGUUUGUCAGGUUUCCUCAUCUUUUACACACGCACACAGACACAGAGAGAGAGAGAGAGAGAGAGAGAGAGAGAGAGAGAGAGAGAUCUAUGUACUUCUUCUAAUAAAAAUCUGUAGUGGAUAGUUUGGAUUUUUUUCUAUGAAAAAUUGUAGUCAAACUGUUAAUUCAAAGUCAAAUAUCCUUAUCUAUAUCAAGAGCCAGCAUACUGAUUCAAUCUUCAGACCAUGGAAAUCCUCCACCGUAGUGCACUAUAAGUGCUUCAGUCGAAGAAUAAAGACAAGGUUGAGCUUUGCAUUUGAAAGAUAAUCUAAGAUGAUAUAGGAAUUUUUUAUAAAAUAAUAAUAUACAGUCAAAUUAUCAUAGUCAUACUGCUUUGGUGCAAAGUUUCUUCCUGCACACGAUGCUAUACUUCCAUCUCUAUCAUUACCAACUUAAGAUGAUGAAUUGUCAAAUGUUUCACACCUGAACAUGACAAGCUUGAGUUCACUUGUGUCAGAAAGUCUGUGGAUUUGUGAAGGCUGGCUAUAUAGAUACCAGUUAAACCUCCAUCUCUCAAGUCCUACAAAAUAGUUCGGAAGAGAUGGCCUGCACUAGACUCCCUGUGGUAAUGCUUCUCCUACUCACUGGCACAGUCUUGUUUGGGGAGCUGCAAAGCAGCAUUGGAGCUGUGCUCUGCCCUCAAUAUUGCCUUGAUGUUGACUAUAUGACCUGCACAUCUUCUGGCAACAAGAAGCUGCCUUCAAAGUGCAACUGCUGCCUUGCUCCCAAGGGCUGCACCCUUCACCUCUCUGAUGGGACUGAAUUGCACUGCUCGUGAGAUGGCCUUUACUAGCUUAUGCAUGACACCAGUUCAACUUUUUUAUGUAAGGGAUGAACUACAGAUCUUAUGCUAUGAUCAUCGUUCAAUACACACCAGUUUAGGGGUGUAGAAAUGUUUCUUUGUUAUGUACCCCUUGUGGCCUUAUAUAAAGCUUUCCUUUUCUUCUUCCUUUUCUAAA
Messenger RNA from Phoenix dactylifera (date palm), 1480 nucleotides. RefSeq names its product proteinase inhibitor PSI-1.2. Gene Ontology annotation, molecular function: serine-type endopeptidase inhibitor activity. Lineage: Eukaryota; Viridiplantae; Streptophyta; Magnoliopsida; Arecales; Arecaceae. The record is from RefSeq and is a predicted model, not a curated record.